Molecule: messenger RNA, 765 nt
Organism: Aspergillus fumigatus Af293
Lineage: Eukaryota; Fungi; Ascomycota; Eurotiomycetes; Eurotiales; Aspergillaceae
Source: RefSeq, a predicted model, not a curated record
AUGAGGCAAGAGAAGCAAGAUAAGUCCUCUAUUCCAUAUGCCUGGUACUGGCACGGCAAACCCCUCCGGACUGGUCUUGCCCAGGGAGAGAAGAUCAGACCCGUCUGUACAGGAUCACAUAUCCUCCAGACAUCCGACCACGGUACGGCUGAUCGAGCAUGCUGUUCUAGCAAUAUCCCCGACAAACAAUCCUAUCCAUGCGGACAUGGACAUGGCAACAACGCAGAAAACCACCACUGGAUCCCAGAGCCACCGCAGCAGAACCCAAACUCCUGCUCUUCUGGAGUGCAACAACCAAGGCCUUGCGGUUCGGAAGGGCAACAGGGUGAGAUCCCCAGCUGUUCCGCCCCGACUUUCACCUGUCAAGGCUGUGCACGCGACACUUCCCGCCCAGAGCCCUGCUCUCUAGAUAGAUACUGCACAUGUACAGCCGAAAGCACCUGUCUCCCUGGAUAUCCAUACGGCCAGUCCUACCCAGCAAGCAGAUGUAGAUUCUAUCCCCAUCCCAAGCCUGACAUAUCCGGCAGCGACUCACCAAGACCGAGAAGCCAUUAUCCGUCUGCACCGGUAAAGUGUCAACAGAGCUUCACUCGGUUUGAGAGCUGUGAUCGCUUCGACUGCUGCGAGGAUACCUUCUUCAGCAAGUGUGAGUAUUCCACCGAGGAGUCGAUGAGGACGGACCACGACUACGACGCGGACUUUGAGACGAGAUCUUAUCAUCGUCGGCGUCCAUGGGUAAAUCGUCAGGUACAUCGCAAGUUUUAG